Penicilliopsis zonata CBS 506.65 is the source of this 2827-nucleotide messenger RNA. RefSeq lists its product as hypothetical. Gene Ontology annotation, biological process: peptide metabolic process. The transcript has 2 exons. Lineage: Eukaryota; Fungi; Ascomycota; Eurotiomycetes; Eurotiales; Aspergillaceae. Gene Ontology annotation, cellular component: mitochondrion. Gene Ontology annotation, molecular function: metalloendopeptidase activity. The record is from RefSeq and is a predicted model, not a curated record. The coding region runs from base 52 to 2457 and encodes 801 amino acids.
GACAGCCAACACUGCUCUGGGUAUCUCUGUGUGUGUUGCAGCUUGUUCAAUAUGCUGGCUCCACUCCGCCAGCAGCCAUGGACAUGUCGACAAUGUCUGCAGCGCCUGCAACGCCUGCAGAGCGUGCGGAGCGUGCGGUCGGCACGCUGCUUCGAGACGGCGGCCACCAGCGCCGUCUACACUCACCCACCACCACAAUCACGCUCGAAGAAGGUCGACGAUGAGACGUUACGACGGGUCUUCGACUCGCAGCCGUUCUGGAGUGAGUUUUCGCAGCGUCCGAUCGUCAGCUCGAAGCGGAAAACUGGUCUCGUGCAGAACCAGUACCUGACCAGCCCGGACGGGUUUCGCGAGUUUGCCACUACAACACUACAGAAAUGCCAGGGGAUCGUGGCCCGAGUGCUGGCAGCGAGGACUGUGGAGGAAUACCGGGGCAUGGCGCGCGAUCUGGACCGCCUCAGCGACCUGCUGUGUCGAGUGAUUGAUCUGUCCGACUUUAUGCGGUCGAUGCACCCGGACCCGCAGAUCCAGGAAGCCGCGACGCAGGCGUACGCGCUCAUGUUCGAGUAUAUGAACGUGUUGAACACGACGACGGGGCUGCACGACCAGCUCAAGACGGCGAUCGAUAGCCCGGAGGUGGCGGCAUACUGGAGCGAGGAGGAGAAGAUCGUGGCGCAGAUCCUAAUCAAGGACUUCUCGAACUCGGCCAUCCACCUCCCACCGCAUGAACGGCAGCGGUUUGUCAACCUGUCGAAUGAUAUCAGCCAGUUGGGAUCGGAAUUCGUCCAGGGGGCCGAGACUGCCACCUCGCACGUUGGGCUCAACGCCAACGAUCUCGCGGGGCUGGACCCCAUCGUGGUGCAGAAGAUUAAGCGGUGGAACAAGAAGGCUCCUGUGCCCACGACGGGGAUGAUCCCCCGCCUGGCCCUGCGCUCUGUGCACAGCGAGCAGGCCCGUAAGCAGAUCUACCUGGCCACUCGGACCUCAAGCAGACGGCAGAUCCAUCGGCUGGAAGAGCUGCUGCGGAAACGCGCCGAGCUGGCCCAACUGUCCGGCUACCAGAGCUUCGCCCACAUGACACUCGGCGAUAAGAUGGCCAAGAGCCCCGAGGCCGUCUCCAAGUUCCUGACUUCGCUCGUCGCCAGCAACCGGGGCUCGGUGCGCGAAGAACUGGCCCGGCUCCAGCAGAUGAAGACCUCGGGGACACCGCUCCAGCCCUGGGACCACGCAUACUACGUGCACCACCAGGUGAUGAAAUACUCACAGCUGCGGCGGUCCCGCGAGCUGAGCGCCGUCCCCGAGUAUUUCUCCCUCGGUACGGUGAUGCAGGGCCUGUCGCGUCUGUUCGACCGGCUGUACGGGGUACGGCUGGUCCCGCAGGAGACGGCGCCUGGCGAGACGUGGAACAGCGACGUGCGCCGGCUGGACGUGGUGGACGAAGCCGACCGCCAUCUAGCAGUCAUCUACUGCGACCUGUUCUCGCGGCCCGACAAGAGCCCCAACCCGGCGCACUUCACGCUGCGGUGCGCGCGCGCCAUCUCCGCCGACGAGAUCGCCGAGGCCGCCGCCUCAAGCCCCAGCGCACACCCGAACGACGGGAUGGCCACAGCCGUGGACCAAGCAACCCAGACGCUGCGCCAGCUCCCCACCAUCGCGCUGGUCUGCGACUUCCAAGACCCGCCCGCCGACGGCUCGGGCCAACCCUCGCUCCUCAGCGAACACAGCGUGCGCACCCUCUUCCACGAAAUGGGCCACGCCCUGCACUCCAUCCUCGGCCAGACAUCCCUGCAGUCCAUCUCCGGCACCCGCUGCGCAACCGACUUCGCCGAGCUCCCCUCCGUGCUCAUGGAGAGCUUCGCCACCGCCCCCGAAGUCCUAGCCCUGUACGCCCGCCACUGGAAAACAGACACCCCGCUUUCAGAGUCCAUGGUUCGCAGCAUGGAGCGCGACCGCCUCGCCCACGCCUCCAUCUACGGCGCCGUCGAGGACGAGGCCCAGAUCCUCAUGGCCCUCGUCGACCAAGCAUACCACUCCCUCAACGCCGAUACUCUCUCCACCUCUGCAGAGGGGGCGAUCAACAGCACGGCAAUCUACCAUGCCGUCUCCUCGCAGCAUUCCUCUCUCCCGGAUCCAACCGAUACUUCCCCGCUUACCUCCUGGCAGGGCUUCUUCGGCCACCUCUACGGCUACGGCGGAACGUACUACAGCUAUAUCUUCGACAGGGCCAUCGCCCAUAAGAUCUGGCAGGAGGUGUUUCAGUCCGGUCGCGCGGCGACAGACCGUGCUGCGGGCGAACGCUACAGGGAUCAAGUCCUCCGUUGGGGCGGCGGGAGAGACGGCUGGCGCUGCGUCGCGGGUGUCCUGGGUGCUUCGCAUCCGAGUAAUGCUGAUGGCCGCUUGGCCGAGGGUGGCGAGGAGGCUAUGCGGGAGGUUGGUCGCUGGGGGUUGCGUGUAUAAAACAGUCUUUCUUUUACCUGACACACUGUACAACAAUAUAUCGAUAUGACUAUAUCAUAUAAUCCUACAAACACAAAACGUUGUGACUCAUGGUUUGAGUAAAUGUGGAUUGGGUAUCCAGCACUAGUAAUUACAUACAAUAGCCAUUACAAAAUAUGAAUAAACAGACAGAAGAAAAAAUUGAAUGGCGAUACCCACUCAUCACAACCCCAGCUCCGAUCGUCCGUCCUCCGAACCUAGUAACGGUGUCGAUAAGGGUGUUGUCCGGCAUGAGAAUUGACUAAACUCUGAAACAAUUCGCCUGUGCUCAUCGUGCCAAUCCGCGUUGGCAGCGCGCAGAUGCUUAAUCUGUUCCUGGAUGCUCGCCAUC